This is a messenger RNA of Hirsutella rhossiliensis, 507 nucleotides long. RefSeq names its product extracellular serine-rich protein. The transcript is spliced from 2 exons. The record is from RefSeq and is a predicted model, not a curated record. NCBI's taxonomy places the organism in Eukaryota, Fungi, Ascomycota, Sordariomycetes, Hypocreales, Ophiocordycipitaceae. The coding region runs from base 1 to 507 and encodes 168 amino acids.
AUGAUCCUUGCAGCGGUGGGCGAUAUCGUACAGUUUCAGUUCAGCAGCGGCAACCACACCGUGACCGAAAGCGCCGAGAACGAGGGAUGCACGCCGCUUCAGAAAAAAGACCCCAAGGCCAUCCACAGCGGACACAUUCCCUUCGAAGCGGGCCAGACCACGGUUGGUACAUUCAACAUGCCGGUGACGAGAAAGGGGCCCAUGUUUCUUUACUGCGCGACCGGGCCCCACUGCCAGACCGGACAAGUCAUGAUGAUCAACCCUUCAACCCCGCAACAGCUGGCCCAGUACGCCAUGGUGUCGGGGCAAGCCAAGGAGAACAUUGACGGAAUUCAAUUAUCCGGUGGCACCGUCAACCAGAUCGAAAAGGCAGCCUCGUUGAUCGUCGAGAAACCUCCGGAAGAGGAUGAGAAGGGCCCCGAGAAGAGCCCCAAGAAGGGUGCCGAGAUGAGCCCCGAAGACACAACCAACGCCGGGAAGGACACCCGGAUGGUCGAGGGGGGUUAA